This is a messenger RNA of Canis lupus familiaris (dog), 1483 nucleotides long. RefSeq names its product pancreatic and duodenal homeobox 1 (gene PDX1). The record is from RefSeq and is marked validated. Gene Ontology annotation, molecular function: DNA-binding transcription factor activity, RNA polymerase II-specific; RNA polymerase II cis-regulatory region sequence-specific DNA binding. NCBI's taxonomy places the organism in Eukaryota, Metazoa, Chordata, Mammalia, Carnivora, Canidae. Gene Ontology annotation, biological process: type B pancreatic cell differentiation; regulation of transcription by RNA polymerase II. Gene Ontology annotation, cellular component: nucleus.
AAAGCGAGCAGGGGUGGCGCUGGGAGUGGGAGCGCUGCACGGCUCCAGCUCCCCGGCUCCAGCUCCCUACUCCUGGCCUCCAAGACCCGGCCGCAGCCAUGAACAGCGAGGAGCAGUUCUACGCAGCGACGCAGCUCUACAAGGACCCGUGCGCCUUCCAGCGGGGCCCGGCUCCCGAGUUCAGCGCCAGUCCCCCUGCGUGCCUGUACAUGGGCCGCCAGCCCCCGCCGCCGCCGCCCCCGUUCCCGGGGACGCUGGGAGCUCUGGAGCAGGGCAGCCCCCCGGACAUCUCCCCGUACGAGGUGCCUCCCCUGGCCGACGACUCCGCGGUGGCGCACCUCCACCACCACCUCCCAGCUCAGCUCGCGCUCCCCCACCCGCCGGCCGGGCCCUUCCCGGAGGGAGCCGAGCCAGCAGCCCUGGAGGAGCCCAGCCGCGUCCAGCUGCCUUUCCCGUGGAUGAAGUCUACCAAGGCUCACGCCUGGAAAGGCCAGUGGGCAGGCGGCGCCUACGUUGCAGAGCCAGAAGAAAACAAACGGACUCGCACUGCCUACACUCGCGCCCAGCUGCUGGAGCUGGAGAAGGAGUUCCUGUUCAACAAAUACAUCUCGAGGCCACGCAGGGUGGAGCUGGCCGUCAUGCUGAACUUGACCGAGAGGCACAUCAAGAUCUGGUUUCAGAACCGCCGCAUGAAAUGGAAAAAGGAGGAGGACAAGAAGCGCAGCUGCGGUACAGCGCCCGGGGGCGUCGCGGACGCGGAACCAGAGCAGGACUGUGCGGUGAGCUCGGGGGAGGAGCUGCUGGCACUGCCGCCGGCGCUGCCCCCGGGGGGUGCUGUGCCGCCUGCUGUUCCCGCCGCUGCCCGGGAAGGACGUCUGCCGCCGGGCCUGAGUGCCUCGCCGCAGCCGUCCAGUGUGGCGCCCGUGCGACCGCAGGAGCCCCGGUGAGAGAUGGGGGCUCCUCCUUGCCAGGCGGUUUCAACCACUGGUAAAGAAGGGGGGAGCAGGCGUAGGACCCCGGGUGUAGACAACCAGCUCUGGCCCUUCAAGGGGUUGGGAACUGCAGAGGACACCCCAGAUGGAAGGGGAGAACUUGAGUUCUCAGGCCCCUGUGCUAACUGGGACGCCUUAGAGAGACACUGGGAGACCUUCUGGAAGAAGAGGAGAGGCUUUCUGUUAUAUCUGGGGCCUCUUCCGGUGAUAUUGUUGGAUUGGUGACAUCUGCUGCUGUGCAGGUCCUAGCACUCCAGAACCAUGGACCUCUUUAGAGAAGCCAGCUCUUCAAAAGACAACAGGAACUACAAGUCGGAAUGCCCUCCAACACAUUUUGCAGGCAAGCUGGAUGGAGCACCUUCAUCUGUCCCGAAACAGAGCCAUUUUUACUCAGGCUUCCACCUUAAAGCUUAGAAAUAAUUGAAAGGAAAUAUCUAAGGUUUCAAAGACCUAGUGAAAUUGAUGCCUGUGGAAUAGAAUGAUUCCUCCUC